Archocentrus centrarchus (flier cichlid) is the source of this 2114-nucleotide messenger RNA. RefSeq names its product carcinoembryonic antigen-related cell adhesion molecule 1-like. The transcript is spliced from 10 exons. Lineage: Eukaryota; Metazoa; Chordata; Actinopteri; Cichliformes; Cichlidae. The coding region runs from base 61 to 1911 and encodes 616 amino acids. The record is from RefSeq and is a predicted model, not a curated record.
UAUGACGGUGAGGUUGGUAGUUGAACAUCCCUAACUGCACUCCUCCCGGAGUUUUAUUUAAUGGCUCUGUUACCGCAGCUUGUUUUCGUUUUUUUGGCUUUUACAGGUUUGACUGAAGGAGCUGGUUUGUUGCCUGAUGGUCCUCUGAAUGCAGCUGUAGGAGAGUCGGUGAUGUUCACUACAACACUGACAGCAGAAACACCAUUUUCAGUUGUGAUCUGGUCGUUCAAUGGUUCUAAGACUAUAAUAACCUCAACUUCUUCAAAUGUAACUGACCCAGAUUAUGAAGGCAGGAUCACCUUCUUCUCAUCUUCUGGAUCUUUGGAGCUCAGGGAUCUGGCUCUUUCUGACACUGGACCAUAUUCAGUUAACAUUAUAUCAGCUGGUGAGGCGAAGGUUGGAAGUACUACUCUAAUGAUAUAUGAGAAAGUCUCCAGUGUGUUGGUAACUUCCAGCAGCACAGACUUGGUUGAGUUCAACAGUUCUGUCACUCUGUCCUGCUCCUCCUCUGGAUCCCCCACCUCUUUCCUCUGGUUAAAUGGCAGCUCUGAGGUUUCAGCAAGUGACAGAGUUCAGCUCACUGAUGGCGGCUCCAGAUUGACUAUCAUCAGUGUGAUCCGUUUUGACCAGGGACCAUUCAGGUGCCGUGUGUCCAAUCCUGUCAGCAGUGGCACCAGUGAUCCAAUAACCCUCUCCAUUAGCUAUGGCCCAGAAAAUAUAAAUUUGAUCUUAUCUCCACCACAAGAAUACGUUGCAGUCGGGUCAGACAUCAGCCUCAGUUGCUCAGUUGGAUCCAGACCUCCUGCCCAGUUUAAGUGGUUUCUGAAUGGAGAUCAGCUGCCUGAUACUGGAUCAGAGCUCAGACUGAUGAACAUCCAGAUGAAUCACAGUGGAAACUACAGCUGUGAGGCCUUUAACAGCAAAACUCUGAGAUCUCAAAGAUCUCAGCCCUCAGCCAUCACUGUAUUGGAGAAAAUAUCAGGUGCUUCUGUCAAACCACCAACAAACCUGCCAGUUGAGGGGAACUCAGUCAGCUUAACCUGUGAGGCUUCUGGCUCAGUCUUCACCAGAAACUGGAUGAAGGAUGGCUCAGAUUUGACCCUCGCUGACAACAUGACCCUUUCUGACAAUAACAGAGUGUUGACCUUUAACACCGUGAAGAGGAAAGACAAAGGAGAAUAUUUCUGUGAUAUCAGCAACCCCAUCAGCAGUGAUAGAGCUAAAUAUGUCAUGGUUGUUAAUUAUGGACCAGAAAAUGUUCAAAUCGAAGGUCCAAAAAAGAUAAAUAUCAAAGGCACCUUAACUUUGACCUGCUCUGCUGACUCCACACCAUCUGUCAGAUUCACCUGGUUCUUUAAUGGGACAGAGAUAACCAGGAAUUCUGCUGAGUACAUUAAGGAAGAGGUUAAACUUUCUGACAGUGGCAACUACACCUGUCAAGCAUGGAAUAAUGUAACUGAUAGAACAUCUUCAUCAGCAGUGCAUGCACUGACUGUAACAGACAAGCCAUCACCAUGUGCUGCUGGUUGCAUCGCUGGAAUAGUAAUCGCAUGUUGUGUCAUCAUAGCUGCAGCUGUUGGUGGAGGGUACUACAUUUAUAAGAGAAAAACACAUGAGGAAUCUAUACACAGAGACACUUUAACUACAACAGGAGGCCAGGAUAAUGCAGGUUCCUCAACUCAGGAGUUGAACUAUGCAGACAUCAAGUUUUUCCCAAACAGAAAUGGCGAGAGAGUUCAGACGGGGUUAGAGAAUGACUCCACAGAUUAUGCUCAUGUCCAAAUGAACAGCAGGGCUCCUGCAGCAUCCACCCUUCCUACAUAUGACACCCACAUGAAUCGAGCGAAGAGGCCAGCCCCUCAGCCUGAGACUAAUGGUGCACAGAUUUACUCUCAGAUUCGCAAACACUGACUGUUUUGGAUACAAUAGAUUCAUAUCCAAGCAGGCCAGAAGAAGUAAGCUAGUUUGGACUUGAAGUCAAGGCACUUCAAAAGCAGUUAAUAAUCAACCAGCUAUGACAGAUACUGUCAAGGGAACAAUGUUUCCUUAUUACUUUGCAUCAACUGCAUAUCAUAGCUUUCCUGUCCUUGUGUUCAUCAUUUUCUGUGUACAGU